Messenger RNA from Egretta garzetta (little egret), 8247 nucleotides. RefSeq names its product aldehyde oxidase. The record is from RefSeq and is a predicted model, not a curated record. The coding region runs from base 97 to 4032 and encodes 1311 amino acids. Gene Ontology annotation, molecular function: NAD binding; iron ion binding; 2 iron, 2 sulfur cluster binding. The transcript has 35 exons. NCBI's taxonomy places the organism in Eukaryota, Metazoa, Chordata, Aves, Pelecaniformes, Ardeidae.
GGGAGCAGAACUGCAAAGCCUCAUGCAAGCCUCCAGAAGCAUUCCUUCCCAAAUCCUCCUCGCUGGGUAAUAGAGAAAAAUGCUGAUCCUGAACAAAUGCUGUUGUCUUAUCUGCGAAAGAGACUCCGUCUUACAGGAACUAAGUAUGGCUGUGGAGGAGGUGGCUGUGGUGCCUGCACAGUGAUGAUAUCAACUUAUGAGACAGUUUCGAAGAAGAUACGACAUUAUUCAGCAAAUGCAUGUUUGCUUCCCAUUUGCUGCCUGUAUGGUAUGGCAGUCACCACGGUGGAAGGUGUUGGAAGUACAAAAACCAGGGUUCAUCCAGUUCAGGAAAGGCUUGCCAAGUGCCAUGGCUCCCAGUGUGGUUUCUGCACACCUGGAAUGGUGAUGUCCAUAUACACUUUGCUAAGAAACCACCCAGAACCAACUUCAGAGCAGAUGAUUGCAGCUCUGGCUGGGAACUUGUGCCGCUGUACUGGAUAUAGGCCAAUCCUAGAUGCCUGUAAAACCUUCUGUAAGGAAUCCGUUUGUCGUCAAAGGAAAACAAAUGGGAAGUGUUGCUUGGAUCAGGAAGAUGAUUUGUUUGACAAGGAAGAGAAGGUUUCCACCAGACUAUUUUCAACAGAUGAAUUCCAGCCCUUAGAUCCCACCCAGGAGCUUAUAUUUCCUCCAGAACUAAUGAGAAUGGCUGAAAAUCAACCAAAAAGAACUCUGGUUUUUCAUGGGGAGCGAAUGACAUGGAUUUCUCCUGUAAGCUUAGAUGAAUUACUGGAUCUGAAAGCUGUCCACCCCAAAGCACCUCUUGUGGUUGGGAACACCAGUGUGGGACCGGAGAUAAAAUUUAGAGGUGUGUUCCAUCCAGUCGUUAUUGCUCCUGCAAGGAUCCCGGAUCUGAACGUGGUGAAAUGCACAGAUGACGGUUUAACUCUGGGAGCUGCCUGCAGCCUCUCUCUAGUGAAAGACGUCUUGACAAAUGCAAUCUCAGAGUUCCCUGAAGAGAAGACAAAGGUUUUCCGUGCUGUCUUGCAGCAAUUAAGAACUCUGGGUGGAGAACAGAUAAGAAACGUUGCUUCACUAGGUGGAAACAUCAUAAGUAGAAAAUCAACCUCAGACUUGAAUCCAAUUCUGGCAGCCAGCAACUGUAUGCUCAAUCUGGCUUUAAGAGGAAGAAAGCGACAGAUUCCUGUGAGUGAUAUUUUUGCAGAUGGAAUUGGUAACAAUACCAUUAUGCCAGAAGAGAUCUUAGUCUCUGUCCAUGUUCCCCAUUCUAGGAAGGGGGAGUAUGUCUCUGCAUUUCGACAAGCACCAAGACGGGAAAAUGCUCUCCCAAUAACCAAUGCUGGAAUGAGAGUCCUUUUUGAAGAAGGUACAGACAUAAUAAAGGAUUUAAGCAUUUUCUAUGGAGGUGCUGUCUCAACCACAGUCUGUGCAAAACAAACCUGUUGGACACUUAUUGGAAGACACUGGAAUGAACAAAUGUUGGAUGAAGCUUGCAGGCUAGUUCUUAAAGAAAUUGCUCUUCCAGGCUCAGCCAGUGGUGAAAAAGUAGACUAUAAGAAAACUUUGAUAGUCAGUUUCUUCUACAGAUUUUUCCUGGAAGUAUUGCAGUCAUUAAAGACAACGGAUCCUUGCCACUAUCCUGGCAUACCUAUGGAAUACAGGAGUGUCCUACAAGAUUUCAAAACCAAAAUGCCCCAGAGUAUCCAAAUAUACCAGGACAUAGAGCCGGGUCAGUCUCCCCAGGAUCCUGUAGGACGGCCCAUUAUGCACCACUCUGGAAUUAAGCAUGCCACCGGUGAAGCAGUUUACAUUGAUGACCUUCCUUCUGUGGAUGGGGAGCUCUUCCUGGCUGUUGUCACUAGUUCCAGAGCUCACGCUAAGAUUGUAUCUAUAGAUACCUCAGAGGCCCUAAAAGGACCAGGUGUAUUCGAUAUCAUAACAGCUCAUGAUGUACCAGCUACAAACGAGUUUUACUACUCCAGUGAUCCAGAGAUUAUAUUUGCAAGAAACAAGGUGAUUUGUGUGGGUCAGAUUGUCUGUGCUGUGGUCGCGGAUUCAGAUGUCCAUGCCAAACAAGCAGCUGCAAAAGUGAAGAUAGAGUAUGAAGUGCUGGAACCAGUGAUCUUAACAAUUGAGGAAGCUAUAAAGUACAACUCGUUCUUUGAGCCAAAAAGAACAUUAGAACAAGGAAAUGUUGAUCAAGCAUUUGAAACUGUUGAUAAUAUAAUUGAAGGGGAGAUUCACAUUGGGGGACAGGAGCACUUUUACAUGGAGACUCAGAGUGUGCUUGCUGUUCCAAAAGGCGAGGAUAAAGAAAUGGAUGUGUAUGUGUCAACACAGCAUCCAGCAACUAUUCAGGAGAUGGUAGCUGCAAGUUUAGGUGUUCCAGCCAACAGGAUCAUGUGCCAUGUUAAACGAGUUGGUGGAGCUUUUGGUGGGAAACUCCUGAAAGCUGGCUUACUGGCAUCAGUUGUUGCAGUGGCAGCAAACAAAACCAACAGAGCAGUCCGUCUUAUUCUGAGCCGAGGGGAUGAUAUGUUAAUCACUGGUGGCCGACAUCCUUUUAUUGGUAAAUAUAAAGUUGGCUUCAUGAAUGAUGGUAGGAUCAGAGCUGUGGAUGCCAAAUACUACAUUAAUGGAGGAUGCACCCCUGAUGAAUCUGUCCUGGUAGCAGAAGUAUCCUUAUUAAAAAUGGACAAUGCAUACAAGAUUCCCAACUUGAGAUGCUGGGCUUAUGCCUGCAAAACAAACUUGCCAUCAAACACAGCAUUCCGAGGAUUUGGCUUUCCCCAGUCAGCACUGGUGACAGAAACUUGGAUAACAGGAGUUGCAGAUAAAACUGGUUUAUCACCAGAAAAGAUUAGGGAAAUAAAUAUGUAUAAGGAGAAUGAGGAGACACACUUCAAACAAAAGCUUGAUCCACAAAACUUAAUACGAUGUUGGAAUGAAUGCAUAGAGAAAUCUGCAUACUACAGUAGGAAAACAGCUGUCAGUGAAUUUAACAAACAAAAUUCCUGGAAGAAGAAAGGGAUUGCCAUUGUACCAAUGAAGUUUCCAUUUGGACUAGGCACACGCUAUCUUUCUCAGGCUGCUGCUCUGGUUCAUAUUUAUACUGAUGGGUCUGUGCUUCUGACACAUGGUGGAAUUGAAAUGGGGCAGGGUAUUCAUACAAAAAUGAUCCAGGUUGCUAGUCGGGAACUGAACAUCCCCAUGUCAUGUAUUCACUUCUGUGAAACGAGCACAACAACUGUUCCUAAUGCAUGUGCCUCAGUAGGAUCUGCAGGGACAGAUGUCAAUGGCAUGGCUGUGAAGGAUGCUUGCCAAACUCUUCUCAAACGCCUGCAGCCUAUCAUCAACAAGAACCCAAAAGGGACCUGGAGUGAUUGGAUUAAAGAGGCUUUUGAACAGAGUGUGAGUCUUUCAGCUACUGGCUACUUUAGAGGUUACAAUGAAAACAUGGAUUGGGAGAAAGGGGAAGGACAGCCAUUUACAUAUUUUCUUUAUGGAGCUGCUUGUUCAGAGGUUGAAAUUAACUGUCUAACAGGAGAUCACAAGAACCUCAGAACAGACAUUGUUAUGGACAUUGGAUGCAGCAUAAAUCCAGCUGUGGAUAUAGGACAGAUUGAAGGUGCUUUCGUUCAAGGCAUUGGACUGUAUACAAUGGAGGAAUUAAAGUACUCUCCAGAAGGAGUCCUCUAUACUCGGGGUCCAGAUCAGUAUAAGAUCCCUGCUGUAUGUGAUAUUCCAGAACGAUUUAGUGUUUCCCUGCUGUCAUCUUCCGAAAAUCCUUAUGCCAUCUAUGCAUCCAAGGGGAUAGGUGAGGCAGGACUUUUCUUGGGAUGCUCUGUGUUCUUUGCUUUGAGAGAUGCAGUAACUAGUGUGAGAAAUGAAAGAGGACUGAAAAAGACCUUUGCACUGAACAGCCCUCUGACUGCUGAACAAAUACGGGCAGGCUGCGCAGAUGACUUCACUAAGAUGGUGACAAAUGAUGAUGAAUCUGCUUCCUCCACUCCUCAGGCCAUAUCUGUGUGAAUGACAAACCCGAGUGCACAAGACCGGAAUGGAAUGGAAUGGAAUGGAAUGGAAUGGAAUGGAAUUGAAAACUGAUUUACUGCCCCAAUACACACUAAUCAAACAGGGAUAAAUAUAUUUUAUCAUUUUCAGAAUACAAUCAGCUACCAAAAAUAUGCAUGUUACAUCUUCUAUUCUUAUCUUCAUUCUCCAUCCAGUAUAUUCAUUACAGUACUUCACUUAAAUUACUGCAUUUAAUUGCUAGAAAUACAUCUCCUGCAUUUGAAGCAUAUAUAUUCAACAAGAAAGAUCUGCUGAACAGCUCAGCUCAGAUGCUGCAGGGGAAGAAAGUUAGGAUGAAGUAUAAAGGUAUGUUAGAUAACUUACUGCCAAUUAUUACACUUUAAAACUUCAUAUGAUAAAUUAUUAGCUUCAGCUAAUUUUCUAAUUUAGGUUUGAGUCUUGCAGUGGAGUGUGAGUGCAGAGAUAUUUGUCUGUUGAAGAAUCAGAACCUUGUUUGUUGGAUUCAGUCCUUUUUUGAUCAGAAGUGAUGCUCUGAUUUGUAGUAAAGCUGCUUUAGAUUCUUUUGGCACAGACAUCUUUGUGUUAAAAACAUGCAAGAAACAAGAGUUAUGAUUUUCUUUUGCUAUGCCAGGGAAAUUGCUAUGUCUAACCUACAUAUAUAGGCAGUUAAUUUUAUCCCAAAAGUUGGAAGAGUCACUUAGUUGUAAUUUCCACUGGAAGCUUUCUUUUUCUCAUGGAGUAAGCCAAAAGCCUCUGAACUUAAUGGGAGAAUUCACAUGGAGUUUAGUGUGCUUUGAAUAGGAGGCUGGAUGAACCUGUCUCUGGAAAGGAUUCUUGAGCAGUGCUUAAUCCUGUGCUCAGGACUAUGUUGAGCCAUGAAAGUACAGUUAAGAACUUUCUCCCACUCUUAGCCACUCCUGUGAUAAAGAAGAUAGAAAAACCACAAUGAGAUCAAAAGUUGAUCUGCAAAGAUCAGUCAUCUGAUGCUGCCUAGGGUGCAGUGGGAUUAGGCCACACCCAAGUAGUAGCAGCUGGAGAAAACAGGAAAAUAUAAAGCAGCACUGUAUUAAAUAUUAACAGAAAUUCCAGUGUUAUUAAAUUUGAAGUAUGUAUAUAUUUGUAACCUGAAACCAAGAAAUGACACAGAAUAUACCAAAGUUAAUGUAUUAUGAAAGCUCUGGCCACAAUAUUCAGAUCUCUGCAUCAGAAUCCACAGUAUUGAACUGACUGAGAACUUCAGCCUUUCUUCCUCUUGAAGUGCAAAGCUGAGAUUUCAGCUCUGAAUGCACACACACAAAUACACAAAUCUCCAUGGUAUUUGAAUUUGGGGCUUUGAUCUGGGAUACAUCCUAAUAUGGAGAAAAAACUUUUUUAGUGAGUCUACAGAAGUUACCAAAAGUAUACUGCACCUGAAAAAUUGCAGCAGGUUCUUUGAUAAGGAAGUAGAUCUGGGAAAACAGGUAGUUUGUAUGUUCAGUGUGUGGUUUCAGUGAACCUCUGUAUCAGUGAUUCCUUGCUGAGAAUUGUGAUUGCUAUUGCAGUUACUCAUAGGUCAGAUUGCUCCAGAGCCGUGAAGACCGACAUUUGUAAUGAAAAGAAAUGUCUCUAAUUUGUUUGACAUGUCAGCCUGCAGGCCCUUAUUAUUUCACUGCUCCUCAGUUUUCCACAGACUAUUUUCUCUUCUUGCCUUCCAUCCCUUUUGUGAGUUGAUACUCUAUCUGUGACAGAAAUCAUGUUAGUAGGUUAAACUGGUCUUGCAUUGGCUAUUAAGGUAUGAAAUCUUUAUUGCUGCAAUUUGUCUCCCUGUAACCACUAUGAGUAGGUGAAAUUCAGUUGCUUAAACAUAGGUGUCUAGACCAUUUCAGAUGUCAUAAGACAGCAGAGACAUAGGAGAGCACAGGACUGGAAGAUACAACAUAGCACCUGGAGGCCAAACAGAUUAUUGCAGAUUAUCUGAAGUGGCACCAGAAGUGUGGUUUAGGCAGCUGAAGCCCCAUUGGUUUUUACUUCUUUUUCUUCACCUUCUUUAUAUUACUUUGGCUUUUAUAUAUUGUAAGAAAAUCAAUAAAUCAAAUUAAAUGUGACUGCUGCUGCCACAAUUAGUUUUUCCUGAUUUGAAACAACUUCUUAGUUUCACUUUAUGGGCUUGUUAACGACAGCUCACAACCCCACAUGUCUAUAACAGCCCCAAAACUAGGGUAAAUCCUGGCAUACACUGAAGCAGGGAGCAUACAAGUCUAUUGAACGGGGGGAAGGUGCAUUGUCUGUUACUCUCCUAUACCUAUGCAUUAGCACAGGUGUAGGUUAGUUCCAGACAAGUCAAAUCUUGUAAAAAUUGUGGCCCAACCCUUGCAGGCAAUGAUGUCUGAGGUGUCUGCAGUCCAGGGAUUCAUCAUGUUCUAGACCUGCACUUUGUUUUCUGCAGUGCUGCAGAUCACACACCUGCUUGUCAGUAUUUCUCAGUUAUUAUUAACAAAGAUUCCUCCCUGCCUCGUUACAAGUGGCACUGUUGUCUGGUUGUCUCAGUAAAAUCUAUACAUGUGCCAAACAUGGGUUGUUGGGUUUUUUGAGAGCUGAAACAUAUUAAGCUGUCUUUUGGCUUGUAGGCAUUUGAAAAACUGCAUGGAAGCUAGAAAUAUCAGCAAAUAAACAUCCUGAUAGAUGAUACUAUGGCUACAUGGAAUAUUAUGAAAGAAAUUUUCAUAGACUAUAAAGGUGUUAAAGAGGAGGCUUUUCUUACAUUUUUAAUAUUGUUUAAAAUGUGCAGAUCCAGGGGGAUAGAUAAGUAGAAAGGUUAGGGCUCCAAAGACACUGACAUGUUGGAUGGUUAUUGACACGUUAAUGUGCGCUGUACAGAAACACCCAAACUGGAGAUGGUUGAGAAGAAUGCUUUCUACUAAUUUUCUUCCUUAAAGAAGUGUUUCUGUAGCUAUCCACCCUCCGAACUCCCAUUCCAUGUGUGUGUAAGCUUAAACACCUAACAUAAAUACUAGCUGCUGGUUUGGAGGCCUAGUACUCUGAAAAUUAGAUAUUGGACUGUCAAAUUUUAGUAUUGGGUCUGGUUCUUUUUCUUCUUAGGCCUUUGAGCCUGCAUCGUUGUACCUACAACACAUGUGGAAUACUACAGCAGUGCUGCAGUUGGCAGGACCCAUUACAGCUUUUGCCUGCAGGACCUAGUGACUGACAUCACUUCAGUGCUUACAUUGUGGUGGCUCUCAGGCAUACAUUAGGAGCUAAAACACAAAAGCAGUGGCAUAUCUCUGCUGAGAAUAAUUUUCUUUCCUUCUAAUGGGGAGUGGUGGAAGAUCUGGGACUAGCUACUUUGUGCUGCAAGCCUAUGCUGACUCUAAAUGAAAUGCAGAGACCUUUGCUGUAAAAUGUAAAAAUGGUAAAUGAAACAAAAGACGUACAUACACAAAUGGAGACUUUGGAAAGACGUAUACAUAAGUCCCCUUUUAAAAAAAAAUAAAAGCCAGCUGUAAUAAAGCAUUUAAGGAUGAAUGACCUUGUUUCCUGGACGCACAGCCAAGGAAGUGGAUAAGAAUCUAGAAUCCCAAAUCAGGAUUUGGGAUUUCUCUCCCUUAGAACAUGGUAUAUACAGAGUAUGGUCAUCUUAUAAUGGCACCCUCAGCAGUCAAGGUAUAGAGCUGGCAUGACAUAGAGAUAACCAGAAGGAAAUUUUAAAUGUCUGUGUAGUAGUUAUCUUGAUUUUGCUAAAACUUGGUCGCUGCAGGAGAAAAAAAAUAUAGAUCGUUCAGGUCAGUGACAAGCUAAAAUGAGAAGCAUGGCUCCUUGGCUUAGCAUUUGACACCUCACAGAAGUGGGUAAUGUUGCAUGUCUUGGGUUCUAGCUUCAGGCAUUCCUACAUAUUCUAAAUUCAUCAGUUACUGGACAAUAUAAAAGAAACAGGCCUGGCAACUAUAGCUCAAACCCAGAAGUGCCCCCUCACAGUGAAGUGCCUUAUCACUUAGGUUACAGGGUUAGAAUUAGAAGGGCUCAAAUUCUUUCCAGAUUAUUUCAACUCACCAGGGAGGAGUUGGGGUGUGGAGUAGGAGUAGAAAGUUUGGUGCAUUAACAUCUGCACAUGCAUUAAUUGCUGAGAAACGGCCUACAUUACACUGGCUCCUCCCCAUCUACUUAAUUUGAUGCUUGUUCUGAAAACAAUUCUGCGAGACAAGGCAAACUUAUUUAACCUUUGGGAGCAUAUAGCAU